Fusarium graminearum PH-1 is the source of this 694-nucleotide messenger RNA. RefSeq lists its product as uncharacterized. NCBI's taxonomy places the organism in Eukaryota, Fungi, Ascomycota, Sordariomycetes, Hypocreales, Nectriaceae. Bases 39 to 551 code for a protein of 170 amino acids. The transcript is spliced from 2 exons. Gene Ontology annotation, cellular component: mitochondrion; mitochondrial inner membrane. The record is from RefSeq and is a predicted model, not a curated record. Gene Ontology annotation, biological process: mitochondrial respiratory chain complex IV assembly.
CCUUCAUGUCACCAAUUGAGUCGCAAAUAUAGCCCGGAAUGGCUUCAAAUCCACAGGGAGGGCAACCUCAGCCCGGCGACAAGACUCUGCAUGUCUGGUCAAAACCCAUAGAGCAAAAUGGAGCUGCUGCUGCGACCAACGCCGAAAAUGGUGCGACAUCGACGAAUACUCGACCGACUAUCUCUGAAGCCGUAUCCAUGAUCAAGAAGGACGACUUUGCGAAUAUUGCGAAUACCCCGUGUGCUCGCCAAGGUUUCAUUACAGGAAUUGCAUCUGGUGCUGGUAUUGGAGGAUUGAGGUUUGUCGUCAAAGGGAAUGCCGGUAGCGCUGCGAACUGGGCUGUUGGAGUCUUCGUGCUCGGCAGCAUGGCGUCGUACGAAUGGUGCCAAUACCAACGCCGCGAGGAACGUCGCCAGAUGAAACGACAUAUCGAGGUGGUAUCAGAGAACAGGAGGGAGCAGGCAAGAAAGAUCCAAGAGGCAAGACGAGAGCACGACAAGUUGGAGGCUGAAAAGAAGGCAGCAGUGAAGCCAUGGUACAAGAUCUGGUGACCAUCAAGCUGAGCUGCCAUGUACUAUUUGUGUGUAAGAGUAUAUCUUGUGCAUUGGGUAUAGCUACGGAAAGUAGGUAAAAUAACAAGUGUAAAAGAAAUGCCUCCUGUGCGAAAGGAGAAAGCAUAGAACUUCUUGUGUGA